Molecule: messenger RNA, 624 nt
Organism: Limulus polyphemus (Atlantic horseshoe crab)
Lineage: Eukaryota; Metazoa; Arthropoda; Merostomata; Xiphosura; Limulidae
Product: juvenile hormone acid O-methyltransferase-like
Exons: 4
Coding region: 1-624 (207 amino acids)
Molecular function (GO): S-adenosylmethionine-dependent methyltransferase activity
Source: RefSeq, a predicted model, not a curated record
AUGGAAAGUUCAAGAUUCCCAGAGUCUUUAGUUCAUGGAAAAUGUAGCAGUAAGGAAAGACUUGCACGAAAUAUAGCUGAGAGAUUGUCUGCCUACCAGGAUGGAAAGAAAAAGAUGAAUCCAAAACCAGCCCAGUAUGUUUCAACUAGACCAAAAUCAUAUAUAGACUGGAUAGAGUCAAGAUUGUCUCAUUAUGUCUCGCAAAUGACCUGGUCAAAUGAAGAAGUUGGAUUGGAUUUUGGUUGCGGUUCAGGUCAUGUAACUAGAGAUGUGCUUUUACCACACUGUCCAAAUCUGACCAAGGUUAUAGCACUUGAAGUCCAACCAGCUGUUGUGGACUACGCCAAGCAGACAUUCAACCAUGAAAAGAUUGAAUACAUGGUACUGGAUAUAAUGGAAAGGACCCCUCAAGAGUGGGACAAAAUGUUUGACAAGGUAUUUUCUUUCUUUUCUUUUCAUUUCGUCAAAGAUUGUCGAAAAUAUUUGAACACUGUUCGUCGUUUAUUGAAACCGGGAGGAUAUUUUCUUACACUGGGCGUGACUUCCGUUCCUCUAUUUUACGUUUGGUCAGAGAUGUCAUCAAUGGAACAAUGGAAAGAUUAUUUUAAGCUUGGAAAGUUAUAA